This is a messenger RNA of Pelodiscus sinensis (Chinese soft-shelled turtle), 3891 nucleotides long. The record is from RefSeq and is a predicted model, not a curated record. Lineage: Eukaryota; Metazoa; Chordata; Testudines; Trionychidae.
GAUGUACAUUUUGAAGAUGAAAAAGGAUAACUUAUGGUUUUACAGAAUAUAAAGAAAUACUGCCUGGCAUGACGGCGAAAAAUAUUGGUGUAACUUCCACAAAUGGAGACCUGAAAGGAUUUAUAGAUCAGAACUGGAGUCCAUCAAAAGGUAACAUUUCAAUAAUUGCAUUACCAGUUUCCAGCACCAAUUCACCAGCCAAGAUUUUGCCAAAAACCUUAGGACCAAUAAACGUGAAUGUUGGACCCCAAAUGAUCAUAAGCACACCACAAAGACUGACCAAUUCAGGAAGCGUUCUGAUUGGGAGCCCAUUUACCCCAGCGCCAGCAAUGGUCACUCAGACACACAUAACAGAAGCCACUGGCUGGGUUCCAGGGGACAGAAAACGGGCUCGGGAAUUUAUAGAAUCAGAUUUUUCAGAAAGUAAAAGAAGCAAGAAAGGAGAUAAAAAUGGAAAAGGUCUGAGGCAUUUUUCAAUGAAAGUGUGUGAAAAAGUCCAGCGUAAAGGAACAACAUCCUACAAUGAAGUAGCUGAUGAACUGGUAUCAGAAUUCACAAAUUCUAAUAGCCAUUUGGCUACGGAUUCAGCUUAUGAUCAGAAGAAUAUUAGGCGGAGAGUUUAUGAUGCUCUCAAUGUGUUGAUGGCAAUGAACAUCAUUUCAAAAGAGAAAAAGGAAAUCAAAUGGAUUGGCCUUCCUACAAACUCAGCUCAAGAAUGUCAAAACCUUGAGAUAGAGAAACAAAGACGGCUGGAACGAAUAAAACAGAAGAGAGCCCAGCUUCAGGAAUUACUAUUACAGCAAAUAGCAUUCAAAAAUUUGGUACAAAGAAAUCAGCAGAAUGAACAACAGAACCAAAGUCCUCCAGCUUUGAAUGCUACAAUACAGCUCCCUUUCCUAAUAGUCAACACUAGCAAAAGAACUGUUAUAGACUGCAGCAUAUCAAGUGAUAAAUUUGAAUACCUCUUUAAUUUUGAUAACACGUUUGAAAUACAUGAUGAUAUUGAGGUGUUGAAGCGAAUGGGAAUGUCCUUUGGUCUAGAGGCAGGCAAAUGCUCAGCUGAGGAUCUAAGAACUGCAAAAUCAUUGGUGCCAAAAGCUUUAGAAGGCUAUGUCACAGAUAUGUCUACAGGACUUUCAUGGUUGAACCAGGGAUUACUUUUAAACUCAGCUCAGCCAGUUUCAUCUUCAGAAGUGUCUGGCGGUACCUCUAUUUCUAAAUCAAGUGGAAAUCUAGGGUUGUGUCUGGAUGCUGAAGUGGCCUUAGCAACUGGCCAGUUCCUUGCCCCUGGAAGUCAACAGUCCAGCAGUGCAACAUCACGUUAUUCAGAGUCACGAGGAGAAACACCAUGCUCAUUCAAUGAUGAAGAUGAAGAUGAAGAUGAUGAUGAUUCCUCUUCCCCAGAAUGAAGACAGUAGAAAACAGAAUAUACAAGAUGCUGCUUUUAUGUUUUUAGUGUGAGCGCCUAGUCUUGAUGUUGUAACUUUAGUUUCUUGCCUUUGUUUGCACUGUGUUCAGUGAAACUAAAUUGAAACUUGCACACACGCACAUGGACACACACAUGCCCGCACGAAAAGCACCCAAAGUUAAGAGACAGAUUGAAAACUUUAUAACUGAACACAGUGCAAUAUACUGCCACAGAGCAAACAAAGUAUUUCAACUACAACCAAGGAAAAAAAGCAAAGUCCCUGAAGAUUUGGCAAACUAAAUGCUACGUGCACAAGUUUAUUUUUCAUAACUUGAGAUGUUGCUUCUGCAGUCUUUCUUCCCCCCACAUUUAUCCCACUCAGAAUGGAGAUGACUAUAGUCUCAAUCACCAGAUACUGAUUCUUACACUGCCUUUAGACUCUGCUACCUUUUUUAAAAAAGCUACAAUAGAUAAUUUUAAAUAUCUUAUGUAUUAAAACCAUUAUGGGGAGGGGCUAUUAGUAUGUUUGUUUUGUUUUGUUCAACUUGUUGUAUAGAAGAGUCUUAAAGUAAUAUAAAAUACAAGUGAUGAAAUUAAUCUUGAAUUAGAUUAAAUCCAUUUUAGCUAUUGUAAAGAAUGAAAUUAGUAUAUUUCUGUUGAAGGGUUCAUAAUUUUCCAUUACUUUAUUCCAUUGAUAUAUUGGGCCUAAUUUAUUAUAAAUAACUAAUUACUGUUAGCCAUUACAUAUAGUCAGGAUAAAAAUGGUAGUGUUCUCUACACCAACAUGAUCUUAUUUUAGAAAAAAAUGUUAGUAAAGAAAAUAGUAUUAAUAAGUUGUUUGGUAGUUUAAAAAUAAAUUCUUCUUUGACUUUCUAUACAAACCUUAACCUGCUUUAGAAAAUCAAAUGGAAUAUAAUAGCAAAAACAUUUCUCUAUAGCAAGAACAUUUUCAGGCAGUUUUUUAAUUUUCAAGGGAUGCAGUCACAUAAAAUAUUAUUUUAGCAACCAAUAACUUAAGAUUCUUGUGAAAAUUUAAAUUUUCACUAUGUAUGAAGUUUGAUUUUUUUGCAUUUCACUCAGCUAGAACCAUGAAAACAGACUAAUCAAAUUAACUUUUUUGUUUCUACAGGUUGAACCUCUCUAGUUCGCCUCUUUCUGUUCUGGCAACAUCUGUGGUCUGGCAUGAUUUUAUUUUGCCGGAUUUCUUCUAAUCGUGGGUGUAGCCAAGUUUUCCAGGUCCCAUAAAGUUUGUUUACAGACACUUGUCCUGGCUCUCAGUGUUGUGUACUGUUGUUUAGCUCUGAUUUACCCCAUAUAUCUUCUAAGUGCCUAGUAAGCAGUGAAAGUGUUGGUAAUGUUGCUAGACAAUAUUGACCUCCCAUAGCUUGGCAAAUUCUUUGGUUUGGCACUGGUCAGGUCCAGAGGAUGCCGGACUAGAGAGGUUCAACCGUAGUUAGUUCCAUUUUCCAACUGUUCUGCACUAACUGACAUGAUGCUGGCACUGCAGGGGAACAUUUAAGUAAAAGCAACUCUUUUCAUGGGAUUUUUUAAAAAGGAAAAAUGGAAUCUGAAUUUUAUACUGUCAAGUUAGCAAAAAUAAUGCUCACACUUCAGAAGUAGGCAUUGGAGUAGUAGUAAUUUUGCUUUAUUAUUUCCCAAAAGAUUUUCAGUUAUGUCAACCCAAAAUGUUAAUAAACUGAGCCUCGUUAGUGAAUAAAUUGCACCUCUAUUUAAGAAAGGUCAUAUGGUUUGAAAAUAUUUAUUUCCAGCUGUGGAAGAAGUAAACGUCUAAACUAUUGGAUUAUAUAUUUGAUUUUAUUGUGACCAAAGAUACUGUUAAAUAUGUUAAAUCACAGUGCAGUUAUUGCAUUUAGUGGAAUAGAACAACAAAUCAUAUCAGUACAAUUGUUAAAUACAGAAAAAGAAAUUAUUCCCACAUCUUCACUUGCCACACCAGAGAUCGAUCUUCUGGUGUUUGAUUUUGCAGAUCUAGUUAAGACCCACUGAAAUUGAAUGCUGAGGCAUGUCUGGUCGAUGCCAGUACUACUCAGUCGUGAGCAGUAAGUAAAGCUGAUGGAAGCAUUUACUCCUGUCAGCGUCCUUCUGUGAAGACAGCACAAAGCUUGGCUUAAGUUAAGCAGACUCCAGCUACGUAUUUUACAUAGCUGCAGUUGCGUACCUUAACCAGACCUUUCAGGUCUAGAGUAGACCAGGCCUUUAAAGGGCUGUUAGCUCCCAAAAUCUCAGAAUUGAGUCUGAUUCUACAUUUAGCAUCAUAAUUUGGUGCCUAAAAUGUCUCUGAACAGAGAUAUUUUUUUUAAAACAUUCUGUAUUUUACUAUCAAAACCGAACAGGUUGAUCUUAAGUGAUCUUAAGUGUUUUGAUAUGUAAGUUUAAACUAGUCUCCAUUUUUACUCUUUUCAAUGUACUAAACUUCAUUGAGUGAAUAAUGAAACGAUAAAUUAAAACUAUUCCUUUUUCAA